AUGGAAGAUUUAAGUUUCAUUCCUAACUUGCUAAAUGGGCCAUUGGAUGUUUAUAGAGAUACUUCAUCAUUCGACUGGAAACGAUUAAAGUUGGCUCUUGAAGGAGAUAUCCAGUUAUUAAGACUUAAGUACAAAAUAUGGCAUACAUUAGAAAACGAUCCUCUUUUUGCACACAACAUAGUCACACCACCUGUUGAAGAGCAGAAGAGAAUUACCCAAAUGCAACUGCAGAAGAUCAAUCAGUACAAGUUCUUAACUGAUGAAAUAUUUAAUGCUGGCUACAUGAAAAGGACACGGACACUAAUGACAAUAAAUGAGGCUGUACAGUCACUAGCACCUAGUGUUUCAGUAAAGAUGGCAAUUGGUAUUUAUUUGUUCUCAAAUGCAAUUUUAUCCCUCGGUACUGAACGACACCGACAAUUUUAUGAAGCCACUAUAAAGGAUAGAAAGUAUGUAGCAAGUUUCGCACUUACGGAGAUUGCGCAUGGCUCUGACGCUAAACUCAUGCGCACCACAUCCACUUACGACCCCAAAACCAAGGAGUUCGUCAUACACACACCAGACUUCGAAGCCGCUAAAUGCUGGGUUGGUAAUCUAGGUAAAAUUUUGUGUGACAUUUUAUUUUUCGCUUUAUUCUUUCACAGCUUGGAAAUUAUUUCCGAAGUAUUUGCCUUUUUUUCUCUAAGUUCGUACAAUGCGCGAAAUGUAUAA
Pieris macdunnoughi is the source of this 711-nucleotide messenger RNA. The record is from the annotation of a GenBank genome assembly. NCBI's taxonomy places the organism in Eukaryota, Metazoa, Arthropoda, Insecta, Lepidoptera, Pieridae.